UUCAGAGAAUUCAAGUUUGCACAGGUAAUGAUCUUUGCUAUCAAUGAGAUCAACCAAAGUCCUGACAUUCUGCCUCAUGUUAAACUUGGAUACAAGAUUUAUGGUAACUGUGGAACGAUGGACAUACUGAGAGCUGCUCUCGCUCUGGCAAGUGGGUUGAAAAGAGAAAUCCAGGAUGACCACUGCACAAAAACUGACACAGUGCAAGCCAUUCUGGGGCAUUCGGGUUCAAGACCAACCAUUGCAUUUGCACAAGUAGUUGGAAGGUUCAAGAUUCCUGUGAUCAGCCACUUUGCCACCUGUGCCUGUCUGAGCAAUAGAAAAAAGUAUCCCAGCUUUUUUAGAACUAUCCCCAGUGACUACUACCAAAGCAGGGCCCUGGCAAAGCUGGUCAAGCACUUUGGUUGGACCUGGGUCGGUGCGAUAGCCGUGGAUAACGAAUAUGGCUUCAAUGGCAUCAUGGCAUUCAUCCAAGCUGCCCAAGAAUAUGGAGUGUGCAUCGAGUAUUCUGAAGCAUUUUCAUCAUCCGAUCGGCCAAAACGUCUCCUGAAAAUAACAGAGGUCAUAAAGCAGGCCACUUCCAAAGUGAUUAUGGCUUUUAUGUCCCACAGAGAAAUUAAGCUGCUGGCUACUGCGCUACACAGACAGAACAUCACGGGACUGCAGUGGAUUGGAAGUGACGCGUGGAUCACAGAUCACUCUCUGACUGACAGUGAAGGACACAGCAUCUUACAGGGCUCACUGGGCUUCGCUGUCUCCAAAGCGAAGAUCUCAGGGCUGGGGAACUAUCUGAAGCAGCUCCAUCCUUCACAGUUUCCCGACAGUCAGUUUGUUAGAGAUUUCUGGGAAGAUGUAUUUGACUGCUCUCUCAGUGAAAGCGUUCCAACACAGCAGGCCUGCAGUGGUUCUGAGAGUUUGCAAAAUGUUGAUUCACAAUUCACAGAUGUGUCUGAGUUAAGAUUUACUAAUAAUGUCUACAAGUCCGUUUAUGCAGUGGCUCAUGCUCUGGACAGACUGAUUAAAUGUGACGCUGGAGGAGGACUGUUCUCUAAUGUGAGCUGUGCAGACCCAAAACAGAUACAACCAUGGCAGGUAUUGCAGUCCCUCAAGUCUGUAAAUUUUACCACAAAGGAAGGAGAGCAAGUUUAUUUCAACAGUGAUGGAGACUCUCCAGCAAGAUACGAGCUUGUUAAUUUACAAAUCACCAACAAAGGAACUCUUGCUGGAGAAACAGUUGGCAUUUAUGAUGCUUCUCUUCCAGAAAGUCAUCAGUUUAUCAUGAACAACAUCCCUGUUGUUUGGGGUAAUGGGUUAACUGAGGAGGUGCCUCUGUCAGUCUGCAGCGAGAAAUGUCUCCCGGGAACUCAUAAAGUCCUCCAGAAGGGAAGGCCAGCCUGCUGUCAUGAUUGCAUACCCUGUCCAGCUGGCGAGAUCAGCAAUUUAACAAAUUCAAUUCAUUGUAUGAAAUGUCCAUCAGAAUAUUGGUCCAACAAACAAAGGAACGCUUGUAUCCCCAAAGAAAUCGAAUUUCUCUCAUAUAAUGAAAUCCUGGGCACACUGUUAGCAAUAUUUUCAUUGCUUGGGGUUUUUCUCACGACCAUCACAUUCAUAGUCCUUUACUGUCAUAAAGAAACGCCAUUAGUAAGAGCCAACAACUCUGAGCUGAGCUUCCUGCUGCUCUUCUCUUUGACUCUGUGCUUCCUGUGCUCUCUGACCUUCAUCGGCCGGCCCUCCGAGUGGUCCUGCAUGCUGAGGCACACGGCGUUCGGCAUCACCUUCGUCCUCUGUAUCUCUUGUGUGCUGGGGAAGACUAUAGUAGUUUUAAUGGCCUUCAGAGCCACACUUCCUGGCAGCAAUGUGAUGAAAUGGUUUGGGCCUGCACAGCAGAGACUCAGCGUCCUGGGUUUCACGCUGAUACAAGUUUUGAUUUGUAUACUUUGGCUAACAAUAAAUCCACCUUUUCCUUUUGUAAAUAUGUGGCUGUUUAAGGAUCGGAUACUCUUAGAGUGUGCUCUGGGUUCAGCUGUAGGGUUUUGGGCUGUUCUGGGAUAUGUCGGACUUCUGGCAUUAUUGUGCUUUGUGCUUGCUUUUUUGGCUCGGAAACUACCAGAUAACUUCAAUGAGGCUAAAUUCAUCACGUUCAGCAUGCUGAUCUUCUGCGCAGUGUGGAUCACAUUCAUUCCAGCCUACGUCAGCUCCCCUGGAAAGUUCACAGUUGCUGUGGAAAUAUUUGCUAUUUUGGCCUCCAGCUAUGGACUGCUAUUCUGCAUUUUUUUCCCAAAAUGUUACAUUAUUUUGUUGAGGCCAGAACAGAAUACUAAGAGGCACAUAAUGGGAAAAACUUCUCAUAGUGAUAUCAAUUAUUAA
Molecule: messenger RNA, 2367 nt
Organism: Salarias fasciatus (jewelled blenny)
Lineage: Eukaryota; Metazoa; Chordata; Actinopteri; Blenniiformes; Blenniidae
Product: extracellular calcium-sensing receptor-like
Exons: 5
Coding region: 28-2367 (779 amino acids)
Biological process (GO): G protein-coupled receptor signaling pathway
Cellular component (GO): plasma membrane
Molecular function (GO): G protein-coupled receptor activity
Source: RefSeq, a predicted model, not a curated record